Molecule: messenger RNA, 292 nt
Organism: Colletotrichum destructivum
Lineage: Eukaryota; Fungi; Ascomycota; Sordariomycetes; Glomerellales; Glomerellaceae
Exons: 1
Coding region: 35-292 (85 amino acids)
Source: RefSeq, a predicted model, not a curated record
CAACUCCCAGAAACCUCGGACUACGUAGAAAGCUAUGCCCGCAACAACUGAAGGUGUGCCACCACCGGCCCAGAACCCUCGACGUGAAACAGCGACAGCUGACCUCGAGGGCGGCGGCGCAUGGCUGGCGCUGGGCAGUGGUGGUGAUCUGAAGGGCUUCCGACACUCUGUGUCUGAGGUGAGCGGAGCGUGGGAGAGAGUUUGGGAAUGUGGACCGUGCGCCAAUGUGGUGGAGCUUCCUCUGCUUCCUUCAGACAUUGCGUUGAUUACGGCUGUCUGUCCAAAAGGAUAA